GUUGUUUACGACUCCCAUGCAAAUAUCGAAACCAAUUUCUUAGUAAUCAUGGAAACCUGUUAGCAAGAACUUUAAUAUCAAUAUUCUAAGCAGUAUACCAGGAUUUCAUCGGCCUCUAGAAGGGCGAUCAUGGGAUUUCUCUUCGGAGUUCAGUAUGGUUUAAUCUGUUCCAUUAUGUUUUAUUUGGGAAGAUGCGAGCUAAAUCCUUCGAUACAGUGGACUCACUCAAAUCCGUUGUAAGUAGUUUAUGCGAAACAGUGAAAAUUGAAUUGCAUGUACUUUUUGCCAAGUUUGAUUGGGCUAAUUAGCGAUUGGAAAAAAUACUUACUGAUGAAUCAGGCAAAACAAAUCCAUCCAUCCUCAAAGAUUGGCAGAUACAUAGGCUCAUAGAUUUUGUCAAGCACGUAAUAACUGUACUGUAUUUACAACUCUAGGAACCGAAACGGAAGUGCGUUAUCUUUAUGAGAUCGUAAUCUUUACGGGGUUCUGAGGGAAAGUGUAAUGGCACAACGAGGUGCCUUUUUGACAAGAUUCUUAGUCAGAAAAUAACGGUAUUCUACACCUUAUUUUCUGAAAUAAUGCUUCACCGUGUAGAAGAGAGGUGGGAGAGAGUUUGAAUAUUUUAUUUCUAUAUGAAAAAUAAUGUUGCGUAGUUGAAGAAGACCUCACACAGAGAAUGGUGUGCGACAAACGCAGACUGCAGACUUGCAGACUGGCAGGUAAACAAGAUAAACAUUGUUGUGAAAUGCUCUAACAGAUUCUCUAUCGCUAAACUUCAACUCUAGCUUAGGGAUAGGGAAUCUGUUUGAGUAUUUCACUGACAACGAUGUUUAUCUCGUUUACCUGCUAGUCUGCAAGUCUGCAGUCUGCGUUUGUCGCACACUGCACAGUGAAAACGCGAACUGACAAACUCCUACUCGCCCAUCAGCAGACAUCGUUUUUUCUCAUUUGGACAAACGAGAAGCAGAGUCUUAAGCCAUCAAUGAUAUUUCUGGAAAACAAUAUUUUAUGAGCCAGAGCAAAGAACAAACGAGGGUAAUUAUCAUGUUGUUUGUAUGAAUAUUGAAAUAGGUCUAGAAUAUAAUAAUUUUCUAUAUUCUCCUACCGGAUGAGUUGUUGAUCAUGAAACGCCCAAAUCAAUAUCUAUUUAUAUAGAGAUUACAAUGUUAUUUGGCUUUUGUUGACCUUGAUUUCACUAUAGAAGUGCCGUUCAAGCUUGUCAAGUUCAAGAGAGGUUUCAGUAGAGAGUCAGUAGACUUGGCAACGAUUCAGCAUUAAGAUUGAGGGUAACAUAGAUUAUGCUCAUUAAAGCACUUUCUUUUCUGCUCUCUUUCUGCAAUUUCCGUCUUUCGGAAGCGUUUUACCCACUGAACAUAUCACGCCUUUUUUUGAUAAUAUAUUGAUAAGAGUUUCUCCGAGAAGUAGCUCAGUUUCAGGCAAUUAUCCCGAAAGCAUUUAUCACGUUAUAACUUAAUUUCUCCAAUAAUUUAGCUCUUAACGAAUAUAUUGAUUCAAUACGAUACUUUUCAUCAGUCGAUGUGUCUUAUACACCAACCGGCGGCCGAUGCAAUUUCCCCCGACAAAGUAGUUAUUAGGAGCUACGAAAUACUGUUGCAGCCAGUGGUAAUUUGUGCAGCAACAUUUAUCGGCCAAAAGACGGAUUUAAUACUCUUAUUUCUAGAUAGCAGGUUAAGAUACCGAUAAUGGCUCAAGUCCGUACUCUUGUGAACGACAAUUUCUCGAAAAGUAGUUGGAAACUCUUUGAGCUGAGUCUGUGAAGUGAAAUAACUCGUGACCGGAAAUCAGUUUCAAAAUAGGCAAUUUUGGUUUGCAAAUUCGAUGUGCGUUUUUUUUUUUGUUAUUAUUAUUUUGUUUUCGAUGCAGCACCUGUUCAGAUGUCUGGCAGGUCGUAAUCGGUCAUUGUGUAUUUUCAUUGCAUUUUGGGUGUCGUUCUGGUCUCUGUGUGUUAUCUGGUACAUUUUGCGUGCGUAGUUACAUCGUCUGUUCGUAUACUAGGUGUAAAAAUAUGCGCCGAAAGUCACAAGCAUUAACAGGAACCUUAAUUCAAUCCUGACGUGGAUUAGUCCUAUUGUGUAAAAGCAACUUGCGUAAGACUUCCAGAAUAAACAAGGUUUCACGCAAUGCUACUCAGAUCAUACUCAAUUAGGAACAUGCAUACAAUGUUACUGGCAAAAAUGUUUAUAGUACUGUUUCGCCAGCAAUAAAUUAUCAUUAUUAUUAUUAAAUUAUUAUUAUAAUUUUCACUGCUUAAAGCCCUGAAAGUCCUUGUUGUUAAAUAAGUGCUUCCAGAGCUAUCGAGGAACAUGAAACAUGAAAUAUGCAAGAUCUUUUUUUAGUUUUAACAUGGUUAUCCGAAAACGUUUUUUUUGCGGGACGAGUUCAAGAGGAAAUAAUGUCGCAAAAUAAUUUAGCGCCAUAUUUUGGUUUUAUUAUACUGAAUGACUACCUUGCCAGCAGCAGAGGUUUCACAGCAUUUACGAAGUGUUUCGUGUCGCUUGUCAGUCGCGUAGUUAGGGCGUAACGAACAAAAAACACUACGCGAGAACGAUGUCGUAAGUGCUAAAAGCCACGCAAGAGAAAAACAUGACAGCAUUUCCCUUUAAAUCUUAGAGGAGCGGAAAAUGGUGAGGGCCUUUUCCCGCCCCUCCUAGAUUCUAAGACAAAAAGAAAGCCUUGUGAAAAUACACUCUUUUUUGAUGCAAAUUCGUUGAAUAAAAAUAAUGAAUAUUGUUUUCUCAACCAAUUUGUCCGCCAUGUCACGUGGUUGGGGUCAAUUAAUUAGACUGUUCACAGUCCCUUAUUGUUUCGUAAGAUUGUCAGGAUCGAGCGCUUACCGGUACGAGCGGCCAUCUUGGUUUCAUAUGUACCGAGGGGCCGGUGAAUUUGAAAUUCAACCAAGAUGGCCGCCCGCAACGUUAAGUCUUCGAUCUUGGAGAUCUUACAAAAAAUAAUAGGGGACUAUAAACAGUCCUGAGCCAAUGUAUCCACUGGAAUUACGAAAAGAAAUAACUAUUUGAGGCUUAAAUUUCCCGCCAAUUUGUUACUAAAAAUAACUUGAGAAUACUACUUGGAAUAAAGCCUGUUUCUAGGAUCCUCUAAACUCUAUGGUAUGCAGGGCGAUUCAUAUCCGAUCUGGCUCUGUUGGUAGUGGUGUGAACUAGAAACUGCUUUCUUCUAAGCCUGUCUGCGAAAACUAAGAAUUAAGGAAUGUGGGUUCUUCUUUUUAGGGACUAAUAAGACGACCAAAGAUCUAUCCCUUUUUUGAAUAAGAAAACACAAAUAAUUACCCUUGGUACCGGAGCUUUUUUCUCGCGUGUAAUGAGGAGCUUUCUUGGGCCGAAGGCCAAUACCGCCAGAAAAAGCCUCGGGCAACUUUUUAAGACUUAACCGAAACAUGCAGGAAACCGCGCAUGAAAUGCCUCUGCACCCAGGGUAACAAAUCAUACGAGAUCAUGGUGAAGAAGAUAAAUAUGAAAAUAAAAAUAUUGAGAAUUUUCUUAAUUUUUUAUCAAACACUUUUGGCCUCGUAUUCCUUCGGAGCACGUGAAUCUUAAUUCCCGGAUUUAUUUAGCUUGCAUACAAGCGUUUCCGCGCAAGUUCGUUGGGAAACUUAGAACGGGAGCUAAAAAGAUGUAUGAAGUAGAAGAGGCAAGUGUUUUCUCUUCCCUUCCCCCCUCCCGCCCCUCUUCUUUGAAUUUUUGUUUUUGCUCUCGCUCUAACUUCCGCGCAAUAGCUCGAUCGGAAACGUUUUCUACGCAGACCAGGAUUUAUUGCUUAUAUUCUAUUUUUCUUUCAGAUUUACGAUAAACAGAACACAUUGCGUUAAUCCGUUGUCCAGAGUAUUCUUCAUUUGUCCAAAUACUGUUACCAUCCUAACCAGACUAAAAACCAGUCAAUCAAGUCCGCAAUACGAGAAUCUGUGGUUGGUUGGCAAACAAGGCUUUGAAGGUUGUGAGGUGAACAAAUCGAUCGACAAGAAGCUAAUAGAUUGCAAUAAUCCAUUGAACUUGCUCUAUUAUGAAGUCAUAUUUAAGAGAUACAGUGCAGUCAUGAGUGCUCCAGUGUUUGAACCAGGAAGGGAGUACUAUUUUAUUGGUAAGAUUACAUAGUAAGUAACAAUGGUGACCGCAAUAACUCCCCGAAUUAAUUUUCAUAAUUUAAUCAAAGUUUACGGUCAUUGCCUUAGAAGUUUGUUGUUAGAGCCCUUAAGGUCGAUUUUGGCGGGCUGUUGGAAAUCGUUUUCGAAAUUACGUACGUUUCUAUAAGAAAAGAGAAAUCGUUAAUUAAUGAGCAAAAGAGUUCUUAAAAGUAGUAUGUGAUGUUUUAGGGUGCUAAAAACCUUGCGGUAAACGUGAACCUCAAAUCGCAAACCUGACGGCAAGGCACUGGUCAAGUGAAAAUCUUCCAUCUUUAAAGUCAGUUAAAAUACUUGCUUGUUCGACCUCAGAUAUCCAGUGUAAAAGUUCCCACUUAUAGGGAAAAUAAAAAGUUGAUUGCUGGCUUUUCUGCACUCGUGAUGCCAGAGCUAGAUAAGUCAAUCUGGUUUUUGUCUGGUUUGCAAUCAAGGUAAUAUAGCAAAUUCUGAUCAUCCGCGCCUUGAGCUUACCCCCUAUCCCCCUUUACGGUCCCUCCCAUCAGCCUUGGAGACGAAGUUGGGUGGGGCUGACCAAGCUUUCUGGCCUGUUCCUUGUCCACUGCUUUCUAAUUGGGGGCCAACUAAGUCCUCUAUGCUAUGUUUUUAGCGACUUCAGAUGGUACAAGAUCGUCCUUGGACAAAACUUCCGGAGGGCGUUGCAGCUCACAUACGAUGAAGCUUAAGUUCUAUGUUUGUACAAACAAUACAGGUUAGUACAGAACUUCCCGGAAACUAACGUGGCUGGCUUGGCGUCGUUUUUUAUUUCUCAACAAGAAUGAAUGAGCUAAAGAAUGAACGGUUGAAGGAAUUCCCUGCUUUAUAAACAGGUGCAAGCAAAAAUGAAAGAUACAAACUAUAUAACGCCGCUUUCUUAGUCAAAAAUAAUAUACUAAAAGAUAAAGCCACGAUUAGGCAAUAGACGUUUCCAAAGCUUUUUUCAAGUUUUAAUAAAGGUCAGUAAGUGAAUAUCAAUCGACACCGCUGGAAGGUUUGCGCGCCUUACAAUAAGUAAAUUUGGCAAGUUUAAAGGUGAUACGUCUAUUAAAGUGCGCGAAGCUGUUGCUGCUCCACAAAAUCGCCAAAUUUUACAGACGUUUGUAUGGUGUGGGGGCGAGUUCGUGCUCCCCACCAUACAAACGUUUGUAAAAUUUCGCAGCUAUGCUGAUCGAGAUCUUCCUUAGUUUUCAACAAAUCCCUCUAAAAAUGAGCCUCCUUACUGAUUAUUUUUUCCAGCUGUGUUAAAGGAUUUUUGAUAACUGGUCGUAGUAAAAAGAUGAAAAAAAAAACCGUGGAAAGGUCUUUUGUUCUGUGAUCGUUACCCCUCCACAUACACAUGUAGCUGCUUCGAGAUUGGGCUAUUUUUGAUAUCAACUGCGGAGGCACUGCAAAGGAGAGUCUCAGUAUUGGAUCCUAUAUGUGUAAAUCUACUAACUUUUAAAUUGAAUUGUCUGCUUUCUGACUGCGCGCGACCAUAGCUUAAUUUGUUCUUUUCGCUAUGAAGCAAUCUCCUUCGGUUCCACUUUAGAUCCACGGUGUCAAAGCGAUGAUCUGUGCAAUGGUAUAGUUCCUACACAUGCUCCAACAACUGCUAGCACUGCGAAGCCAACAACGACAUCGACACAAACCACUCCCGCUACCACUUACAUGGUAAAAAACACUUCAUCCACAGCGUACAUAGUUCCAACCUCGCGGAUAAAAACUACAGGUAACUGAAAAAACCUGAUCGUUACUCGCACGAAAUAAUAUUCAAUGCUUAAAUCCUCGAGCUCAGUAACCAUUGUUUUGACGUGUUCUCUAUGACGCUGGCUACUACUACUACCACUACCACUACCACUACCACCACCACCACCACUACUACUACUACCACUACUACUACUACUACUACUACUACUACUACUACUACCACUACCACUACCACUACCACUACCACUACCACUACCACUACCACUACCACUACCACUACCACUCCACCACUACCACCACCACCACCACCACCACCACCACCACCACCACCACCACUACUACUACUACCACUACUACUACUACUACUACUACUACUACUACUACUCCUCCUCCUCCUCCUCCUCCUCCUCCUCAAGUCACUUUCAUUUGGUCGCUAAGGACAAAGUAUAAGAAGAUGAGGCAGUCGAAAAACGUUUCUAUUUUCAAAUACUGAAAAACGCAACAUUCUUUUCAGUUGCAGCCAAUCCCGGACAGGAAAGAGAGAGAUCCUUCAAGGAGACUACGUACUUUAUAGCCAUUGGUGGUCUUGUGUUCCUGUGCGUUCUUCUUAUCAUCGUUUCUGUUUUUUCGUUCUAUCGGUUAAAUCGAAACAGCACGCGCAAGUCACGCUCACCGUCAGCUCAACUAGUUUAAAGUGUGUUCGGAAAAUGUGAUAUCUUUACAUAUAAAUGUAAAUCAAACUUAAGGAGAAUGGCCCUGGCAUAGGUGUGGCGAGUUUUUAUGGAAGGGUUCUGCUUUGGACAACCUGCUACUAUCAAAGCCGACCAAAAGCUUUGCAGAAAGAGGUGUGAGUAACUAACCAACCGAUUAAACAGGAGGUAAAUCGUGUUGUAGUGGUGAUGAUUCUGCCACUGGUGCUGAUGGUAACCAGAAUUUGUAUAUUUUGCUUUUUACAUACGUGCCAAUUAAUAAAGUACUAUUAAUAUGCCAUGCUUUAUACAUAAAGAGAUAAUUAAGAUUUAUUUAUAUUGAUCUUGGGUGGGUUAGAAAUCCACCCAUUAUAACCUUGCGACAGUUCAUAAUACACAUGUAGAUGCAAUCGGUUUCUAAGAUGUAGCAAAAAAGAAAUCGGCGUUUUCGAUUCCUUUUGUGGUUUUAUAAACAGAGAAUAUACGUUGUUGUUAAUAUAUAAAUUUUUAAAAUUCAAAAGAUUGUAGCGGAGCACUAUAGGUAAGAAAAUGUGGUAAACUACCCAUCCGAGAAAAUUUGGUAAUCACGUGACCGUACACCGACCGACCGCCCGACCGUCCGUCCGCAGCUCAGGCAUACCAAUGUAAAAUAACUCAAUCAACAGGCAUGGCAACCCAAAUGCAACUCGAGGUUAUUUUGACGGGAAAUCGCACUGCGACCUGCCUCUUGUAAAGCAGAAACAACUAAAGAGUCGAUGAGGAGCAAAAUGAGAAGUGAAAUUGUCUCUGUAUCCGUGUUUUCUAAAGUAUUAAGCUUAGAUUGUCAUGUCCACAAAUUUGGAAUAUAGAGCAAGAGAAACACAGAGAAAAAGAGAAAGUGGGCGGCAGGCCAGCGAAGCUCAACGAGAAAAAGGGCGACAUAGAUUUGGAGCAAGAGAGAAAAAACAAAGGAGACAUUUUUUUGUUGGAAGAACAACACGAAAAUUUUGUAACGGCGGUGACAAAAUGAGAAAUGCUAGCGGCCACCAAUGCAGGAUGAAAAUGAGCGGCAGGGGAAAAAUAGUGAACGAGAAAACGUACGACAAUUCCUCCAUAAAACGUGUAACUAAGAAGUUUCUGGAAGUUUUACGUUGUAGUCGUGCAAAACAACGGCAAAGAAAUUACAAAAAAAGUGUGCUGUGCGUGCAAAGUUGCUUUAUUCCUAAUUAGACCUAUUGAUGUUUUUCACCGUUCUCCGGCGUUGCCUUCGCCGCUUAGCAUUACAGGAUUUUAUAUUUUGUUUGAACAAACUAUAAAUAUUAUCGAGAGCUUCGCUUUUAGCCCUGGCUAAAUCUAUAUAUUAUUAAAUGCAGUGUGCGCCUCCUGAAUUCAGAUCUAAGCUCAGAUGAGGUUACAGU
Porites lobata is the source of this 7925-nucleotide messenger RNA. NCBI's taxonomy places the organism in Eukaryota, Metazoa, Cnidaria, Anthozoa, Scleractinia, Poritidae. The record is from the annotation of a GenBank genome assembly.